This is a messenger RNA of Setaria italica (foxtail millet), 1378 nucleotides long. RefSeq names its product aldose 1-epimerase. The coding region runs from base 153 to 1259 and encodes 368 amino acids. Gene Ontology annotation, biological process: beta-D-galactose catabolic process via UDP-galactose, Leloir pathway; glucose metabolic process. The record is from RefSeq and is a predicted model, not a curated record. The transcript has 5 exons. Gene Ontology annotation, molecular function: aldose 1-epimerase activity; carbohydrate binding. NCBI's taxonomy places the organism in Eukaryota, Viridiplantae, Streptophyta, Magnoliopsida, Poales, Poaceae.
UCUAUAUCUUUGACUGCAUCCGUCCAUCUCCAUCCCGGGUAGCUGUCGCCGGUCGCCCCGUCGACUCCUUCCGUCCUCGUCUCCUUCCUCCUUUUUACGUCGAGGGGCCUGACAAGCUGACACACACUUGCUGUGUUCGGGAAGGCCGCAUCAUGGCUAGAGCCCCGGCCCCGCUGCUGCUCCUCGCGCUGCUGGCCGCCCUCGCCGCGGCCGCCGGCGCAAAUGCGGCCGGGAGGAAGAUGGUCGGCGUGUACGAGCUCCGGAAGGGCGAUUUCUCCGUCAAGGUCACCAAUUGGGGCGCCACGCUCACCUCCGUCGUCCUGCCGGACUGUAAAGGGAAUCUGGCUGACGUUGUCCUCGGCUAUGACACCAUUGCUGAUUACGUGAAUGGCAGUAAUUAUUUUGGAGCGCUCGUCGGCCGCGUAGCCAACAGGGUAGCUAACGCGCGAUUUGUGCUCGAUGGAAAAGUCUAUCAUCUGGUCCCUAACGAUGGCAAGAAUGCCCUCCACGGUGGUAAGAGGGGGUUCAGCAAGGUUAUUUGGACUGUGAAGGACUAUGUCGGUGGCGGUGACUCCCCGUACAUCACGUUGUACUACCACAGCUUCGACGGCGAAGAAGGGUUCCCCGGCGACCUGGACGUGUACGUGACGUACCGGCUGUUGGGCCGCUACGAGCUGAGCCUGCACAUGAACGCGACGGCGCUGGACAAGGCGACGCCGGUGAACCUUGCGAACCACGCGUACUGGAACCUAGCCGGGCAGGGCCGCGGCGACAUCCUCGGCCACACCGUGCAGCUGUUCGCGUCGCGGUACACGCCCGUGGACGGCGCCCUGAUCCCGACGGGCGCGGUGGUGCCCGUGGCCGGCACGCCCUACGACCUCCGCGCGCCGACGCCCGUGGGCGCGCACGUCCGCGCGAUCUACGGCGGCAAGGCCGGGAUCUACGGGUACGACACCAACUACGCCGUGGACGGGGGCGCCGGGGCGGCGGCGCUGCGGAAGGUGGCCGUGGUCCGGGACGGCGGCGGGUCCGGGAGGGCGAUGGAGCUGUGGGCGAACCAGCCCGGGGUGCAGUUCUACACGGGCAACUUCCUCAAGGACGUCAAGGGGAAGGGCGGGAAGGUGUACGGGCAGUACGGGGCGCUGUGCCUGGAGACGCAGGGGUUCCCCGACGCCGUGAACCACCCCAACUUCCCCUCGCAGAUCGUCAGGCCCGGGCAGGUGUACAGGCACGACAUGGUCUUCAAGUUCUCGUUCUAGCUGGCUGCUGUACUAUCGAGACGACUGUCACCUGGGAGCUGAGAGCCUGAGAGGCUGAGACACAAUAAAAAUAUCUGAUCUGAAGUCAAUUUGCAAAUACUAAUGUUUUAUCGCCGAGA